AUGUCAAAGUCCGGUGAUAGAGAAAAGGACUCAGAAUCUGUAUUCGAACGUCAAAACGACUUAUUCGGUUCGAUUUCGCGUACUAUUACGAAUAUUAAAAAAUUGGCAUUGCCAAAAAGAACUGUCGGUAUCGUUCAGGCGCGAUUAGAGGGGUUAGCUGAGUGUUGGGAAGAAUUCAAAACAAAUCAUUUAUUCCUGCUCCAAUAUCGCACUACUCUUUCCGAAACGGUUUAUUUCAAAGAGGAUGUUUUCACUUCAUGUGAAGAAGCUUAUAUCGAAGCUAAAGGAGCUAUCUUCGAGUUCCUCCGAGAGCUAGAAACCCCUGCAUCUCCAUCUCCUCCACCGGCCAACGUCUCGACUGACACCAGUACAACGUUGCAACCUCGUCAAUUGCCUCGUAUUAGCUUGCCUGUUUUUAACGGAGCUUACGCGGAAUGGGCUCAGUUUCGCGAUUUAUUUGUUACAAUGGUCUCCAAGAAUCCAAAUCUUUCCGGGGUAGAACAGUUCCAGUAUCUAAAAAUUAGUUUAGUGGAUGAACCAGCUCAAUUAGUUAAAAAUCUUUCAAUUACAAAUGAUAAUUUUGAUAGAGCCUGGAAGUUGCUUGUCCAUUGCUAUGAAAAUCUUCGAAUUUUAGUCGAUACUCAGGUGGCACGUUUAUUUAACACAAAAAGUAUCAAAAACGAAUCCGCAUCAGAACUAAGUCGCCUCAUCGCUGAAAUCGAAGAAGCUUUAGCAGCUCUAGAGUCCUUGGGUUGCGAUAUCAAGCACUGGGACCCCCUACUGGUUUAUUUGGUUGUCAAGAAACUCGACCAAGAUUCCAUGAAGGAUUGA
Messenger RNA from Onthophagus taurus, 831 nucleotides. RefSeq lists its product as uncharacterized. The record is from RefSeq and is a predicted model, not a curated record. Lineage: Eukaryota; Metazoa; Arthropoda; Insecta; Coleoptera; Scarabaeidae.